GAUUAUUGAUAAUAUAAUAAUCAUAUAUCAGAUAAUUAAUAAUAAUGGAGGAGGAGCACGACAUGAGUAAUUUGAGGGUGAGGCGCAAGAAAUCCGGGGUGGGCAUUACCUGUUGUUUCAGUGGCACCACCGUGAAACACCUCCGCCGCGCCUCCUUUGACGCCCCGAGUCCUCUCAGAUCACCCUCUGCAUGGUUUAAAUCCAAGGCCAGCGAUUUGCCGGAGAUCAAGGGAAAAUGCCGCAACUUCAUCUCUCGCAUGGGCCGACACCGCCGCCAUUCCUCCGCCGAAUUCAGUUACGAUCCUCUCAGCUACGCUCUCAACUUCGAUGACGAUCAACUAUCCCCACACGAUGACUAUGGAACCACCACCAAUUUCACCGCCAGAUUACCGGUUUCGCCACCGAGGCGGGAGGGUAAAUUGGGGAAUGAGGAUUUGAGGAGAGGAUUUGAGGCGCUGUCGAUCAUGAAUAUGAAGAGAGGAGCAAGUAGCGCGCCACAUGCAGUUGAUAUUAAGGUGGCGGGGCAGAGAAGAAACAAGGGUCGUGAAUUGUCGUCGUCUCCGAGGGGGGUUCGUAGUAGGAGCGUUGUCGAGGCUGAUGAGGUAACGUCGUCGCCCGUCGGACUUAAUUCUUCAAAUAGGAAGGUCUUGCUUCAAUUAUAACUCUUUUCUCAUCUCAUCAUCUAAUAUUUAUUCUUGAAUUUUUGGUCCAAAUGUCUGGUUAUCAAAUCUUUGAAAUCCAAAUGAUGUGUGUGUUGUGUGUGUGUGUAGUAAUAUUU
This is a messenger RNA of Erythranthe guttata (spotted monkey flower), 778 nucleotides long. RefSeq lists its product as uncharacterized. Lineage: Eukaryota; Viridiplantae; Streptophyta; Magnoliopsida; Lamiales; Phrymaceae. The record is from RefSeq and is a predicted model, not a curated record.